Molecule: messenger RNA, 1701 nt
Organism: Ziziphus jujuba (common jujube)
Lineage: Eukaryota; Viridiplantae; Streptophyta; Magnoliopsida; Rosales; Rhamnaceae
Product: eukaryotic initiation factor 4A-3
Exons: 8
Coding region: 161-1402 (413 amino acids)
Cellular component (GO): catalytic step 2 spliceosome; nucleolus
Molecular function (GO): ATP binding; RNA helicase activity; mRNA binding
Source: RefSeq, a predicted model, not a curated record
UUCGCACAAAAUAUUCAAUUCUUUAUUAGAAUAAUAUCUCCCUCGCUAUCGUAGUGCGUUUUUGCCCUAAAAACCCUAAAAACGCGAAACUUGGAGACGGAGAAGGAAAAAAGGCCAAAGCCAAAGCCGAAGCCGAGCGAAGACCAGCGUGAAUUUGGCGAUGGCAGCAGCCGCCCCAAGGAGCGUGGUGCCGCCGAACCGUACCAGAAGGGGCGGUGGCAUAGCGGCUCAAGACGAUAAGUUUGAGUUUGAGACGACGGAAGGAGUUGAGCCGAUUCUGAGCUUUGAUCAGAUGGGGAUCAAGGACGAUCUGCUUCGAGGAAUCUAUGGCUAUGGGUUCGAGAAGCCCUCAGCUAUUCAACAGCGAGCCGUUAGGCCUAUCAUUGAGGGACGUGAUGUCAUAGCCCAGGCUCAAUCUGGUACCGGAAAGACCUCCAUGAUUGCUCUUACUGUUUGUCAGCUCGUCGAUACAUCCACUAGAGAGGUCCAGGCAUUGAUUUUGUCACCAACGAGGGAAUUGGCCGCUCAGACUGAGAAAGUGAUAUUGGCCAUUGGUAGUUACAUAAAUAUACAAGCUCAUGCUUGCAUUGGUGGUAAAAGUGUUGGUGAGGAUAUCAGGCAACUAGAAUAUGGAGUCCAUGUGGUAUCUGGAACUCCUGGUAGGGUCUGCGAUAUGAUCAAGAGGCGAACCCUACGUACCAGAGCCAUUAAAUUAUUAGUUCUUGAUGAAUCUGAUGAGAUGUUGAGUAGAGGGUUUAAGGAUCAGAUUUAUGAUGUGUACAGAUAUCUACCUCCAGAGCUUCAGGUUUGCUUGAUUUCUGCUACCCUUCCUCACGAAAUCCUGGAGAUGACAAGCAAGUUUAUGACAGAUCCUGUGAAAAUUCUUGUUAAACGUGAUGAGUUGACAUUGGAGGGUAUCAAGCAAUUUUUUGUUGCAGUUGAAAGAGAGGAGUGGAAAUUUGAUACUCUAUGUGAUCUUUAUGAUACCCUUACAAUUACACAAGCUGUUAUCUUCUGUAACACAAAGCGGAAGGUUGAUUGGCUCACUGAAAAGAUGCGCAGUAACAACUUUACAGUCUCAUCCAUGCAUGGAGACAUGCCUCAAAAGGAACGAGAUGCAAUUAUGGGAGAGUUCCGGGAUGGUACAACCCGUGUUCUCAUUACAACGGAUGUUUGGGCCCGAGGCCUCGAUGUUCAACAGGUAUCCUUGGUUAUCAAUUAUGACCUUCCAAACAAUCGAGAACUGUACAUUCAUCGGAUUGGUCGAUCUGGUCGAUUUGGUCGCAAGGGUGUUGCAAUAAACUUUGUUAAAAGUGACGACAUCAAGAUUUUAAGGGACAUUGAGCAGUACUACAGUACCCAGAUUGAUGAAAUGCCAAUGAAUGUUGCUGAUCUCAUAUAAACACGUGUUGGCCAUUUGUGUGUGCGUGUGGAGUGGAUGGAAGUGAUUGUGGUAUCUUUGCUGUUACUGUGAUUGACGAAUCUGUGCAGUUUUAUUUUUGUCUUCUUUUAUCGUUCACUUUGCCAUGGAUUAUAAAUGCUAUUUUGGGGGAGUUCAAUCUGUGGCUUCUGCACAAAUUUUAACGAUUAACCUGUUAGAGAGUAGUUUCUUUGUUAAUUUAUUUUUCUUAAUGGAUUAUGUAUUUUAUCUGAUGUUCAAGUAAUUAAAGAAUUUGGGAUGAAAAGGAAAAUUUUGUGGUA